CAUAUUUUCAUAGUCUAUGGUCAAAUACUAAACCUAAAUAAAGUGAAACUGAAUCGUAAACUGACGAAAAAAAUCUAAAAUUACCCUAAAUCUCAUCGAAAAUAAAUUGUUCGUCGCGGUAAUAUUUCCGUUACACUGCAGUAGAUAAUUUAAAUAUCUCAUAAUUUUAUUAUCUACCUUCCAAUGCCAAUAAUUGCGAAAUCUGUCGAGAAAUAGAGAAGGUUAUAACAACAAUAAGUCACUUAACUGCGAGUUCAGUACGAUUGGGAAGUAGGGCGAGCUGGUAGCUGGCAGUGAAGAUGGACCCGGAACACCAACCAAAACUGAGCCCCGUGCGUGCAUACCAAGCUCUUCACGGCAUUAAUCAAGAUAUUGAGGAGACAUAUCCAAGCCUCUCUGAGUACCAUGACUAUGAGCCAAGCCUGGAGUUUGAUGACUCAGAGAUCAUACAGAGCAGUGGUCUAGCGCCGCUGCCGCCCGAGCUGCUGGAGCUGGGCGCCGAGCUGGCGGACCGCAGCGCCAUCGACGGCACCAUCGAGGAGAACUUCGAGGAGGAGCUCGCCUCCGCGCCGCAGGUCUACGCCGAGAUCGCUACAUCAUCGGCCGAUGAGCCAGGGUUCGCCGAGCUGAGCAGCACGGGCGUCGUGGAGGUGGUGGGUGAUGACGAGGGGGGGCGUCGCAUCAUCGUGGUGUCCGCCUGCCGCCUGCCGCAAUCCAAGGAUCUGCACCCCGACCGGCUGCUGAGAUACCUGAUGUUCACGCUCGACAAAUACGUGGAGCAAGACUACAGCGUGGUGUACUUCCACUUCGGGCUGACGAGCAAGAACAAGCUGCCGCCGUCGUGGCUGUGGAAGGCGUACAAGGCGUUCGACCGCAAAUACAAGAAGAAUCUGAAGGCUCUGUACCUGGUGCACCCAACCAACUUCAUCCGCAUCGUGUGGCAGAUGCUGAGACCGGCCAUCAGUGUGAAGUUUGGGCGCAAGAUGAUGUAUGUGAACUACCUUCACGAGCUGCAGCAGCACCUGGACCUGGACAAGCUGUGCAUCCCCGAGCCCGUGCUACAGUACGACAAGCUUCUGCUCUCCAAGAGUCCCCGCGCCGCCGAAGCCGCCCGCGCCAGCGCCGACCGCGCAGACGAAGCCCGGGCCGAGGAGCCGCCCGCCGCCGGCAGCCUGGCGCCGCCGCCCACGCAGCAGUUCGGGGUCUCCCUGCAGUUCAUCAGGGAGAACCACCCCGACAUGAGGGACAGCAUCCCGCCCGUCGUGCGCGAUUGCGUCAACUUCUUGUCGGCUCCGGACGCUCUGGAGACGGAGGGCAUCUUCCGCCGCUCGGCCAACAUCACGGUCAUCAAGGACCUCCAGCGCCGCUGCAACGCCGGCGAGGAGCUCGACUUCCGCGGCGACCCGCACGCCGCCGCCGUGCUGCUGAAGACGUUCCUGCGCGACCUCGAGGAGCCGGUGCUGACGUUCAGCCUGUACGACGAGAUUCUGCAGUUCCAGAGCUGGUCCAACAAGGAAAAGCCUCGCCAAGUGAAGAUCCUGAUCCUGGAGCGCCUGCCGCUGGACAACUACAAGCUGCUGAAAUAUGUCAUCCAGUUCCUGUGGCAGGUGCAGGACCGCAGUUGCCUGAACAAGAUGACCAGCUCCAAUCUGGCCGUGGUGUUCGGGCCGAACCUGGCGUCGCCUCCCAGCGGCCAGAUGUCGCUCCAGGCCAUCGCUCCGAUCAACGCAUUCACCGACUUCCUGCUCGAGAACCAGGAGUCCAUCUUUAUCAUCUAAAAACAGCAUCCUUAUAGAGCCACGCCAUUGGCCCGCUCCCAGCCAAUCGGUGCGCUCGCAAGGCUCUGUAUUCUAUUCGAAGCUGCGUUUUUAAAUUGAGAUUUUAAUAGAGAAUGACGUAGUGUGGUAUGGAUAUUAUGAAGAUUGCAUUUGAAUGUCUUGACACUUUUAUUCAUGAGUAUUUUUUGGAAUUAUAACGAGUGGCAUGUCGGCAAAGGAAUGUUUUGUAAAGUCUCAAUUGAAAGCUAAGCUGUAAACGGAACUACUAAGUCUUACGAGUCUACCUGAUUGUUAGUUAAUCGCCUCUGGCGUUAUUUAAAUAUUCUUGAUGUAUAAUGGAAUCAAUAUUAAUCUUAUAUGUGUAUGAAAAAAAAUACUACAUCUUUCUAAGCGUUACACGCAAUCGGUCUAUGUCAGGUCUGUUUAUAAUCAUACUCAACAGCUGUCGUCCGCAUUGGUUAAACUUGAACGCACUCGUAUAUAUAAUAUAUGAUUCUAUAUGAUGAUAUAUAUAUUUUAGUUGAAGGUACGCGAGGAGAGCACUUGGUGAAAGUUAAGUGAUAGUAUCAUUCCAACUUCGGAAAUUCGUUGGUAGAUUCUAGGAAUCUCUUGAGGUGUAGGUCACUCGUGAUUCGCACAACUGUAGGCGAUUACUUCUAUCAGAGCAGGUUAUUGUUGAGAUUAAUAAUACAUAUAUUCAAUAUAUAUGUAAUGUUUCCUUUCACUUCCUGAUUACUUCUGCGAGUAUUAAAACGUACCAGCUUCACUGGUUACACAUAAAAUAUGUAUUGUAUUGGUAUAGGGGUUUAGAUUCACACAUGUUUGAUUUUAUUCUCACCGAAAUAGUAACUUUCAUUAAAUAUUUGGAGUAGACAAUAUAUAUAUUUAUAUACUUAGAAAAGAACUGAUAAAAUUAUUCACACACGUCUUAUUAUUUCAUCUUAUUAUUA
This is a messenger RNA of Plutella xylostella (diamondback moth), 2728 nucleotides long. RefSeq names its product Rho GTPase activating protein at 68F (gene RhoGAP68F). Gene Ontology annotation, biological process: small GTPase-mediated signal transduction; negative regulation of endocytic recycling. Gene Ontology annotation, cellular component: cytoplasm. The record is from RefSeq and is a predicted model, not a curated record. Gene Ontology annotation, molecular function: GTPase activator activity. Lineage: Eukaryota; Metazoa; Arthropoda; Insecta; Lepidoptera; Plutellidae.